Rhinocladiella mackenziei CBS 650.93 is the source of this 330-nucleotide messenger RNA. RefSeq lists its product as uncharacterized. The coding region runs from base 1 to 330 and encodes 109 amino acids. The transcript has a single exon. Lineage: Eukaryota; Fungi; Ascomycota; Eurotiomycetes; Chaetothyriales; Herpotrichiellaceae. The record is from RefSeq and is a predicted model, not a curated record.
AUGGCUUCCACAAGAUCCAACGCUCCGAAUGCAAAGUCGUCCUCACGGAGCAACGAACCUCCAGUCCUCGAAUCACGUCCCGCUUUCCCUAAACCAUGCUCGUCCUUCUGGCCAUUCAGGAGCAAGAACCAAGAUUCCGAAAUCAUGCAAUACAGAGUCAUCGACAAGGUCUAUCCGUUCGACAACACCAAGACCUUUACGGCCCUGCCGGAGCACUCCAAGUCCCCGCACCUAUGCGACUUCGAAUUGAUGCGCAAUGUGCAGAAAUACCUGCUCAAGAGCCGGUGGCGGAAAUCCUCGGUUGUCAAAGGCUGGACUGACUCCCAAUGA